Messenger RNA from Hippoglossus stenolepis (Pacific halibut), 4998 nucleotides. RefSeq names its product chloride channel 3 (gene clcn3). The record is from RefSeq and is a predicted model, not a curated record. Gene Ontology annotation, cellular component: synaptic vesicle; Golgi apparatus; membrane. The transcript has 15 exons. NCBI's taxonomy places the organism in Eukaryota, Metazoa, Chordata, Actinopteri, Pleuronectiformes, Pleuronectidae. Gene Ontology annotation, molecular function: voltage-gated chloride channel activity. Bases 368 to 2914 code for a protein of 848 amino acids. Gene Ontology annotation, biological process: chloride transport; transmembrane transport.
GCCGAGUGUGAGCAGGGGGCUGGAACCUUCUGUCGGCUCAGAUGAAGUAAAAGAAAGAAAUGGAGAAGUUGCUUAGGGAACUUUGGAGCUGAAGUGGAUUUACUCUGGUUUCCUUUAACUUGCUGGAUUACUAACUUUAGGCUUUCCGGCUCGAACUCGUAUUUUGUUUUUUCUGUGUUAAUGUGCUGACAGGACGGUGCUAACAAACUAUGGCUGACAUCAGCUGUGCUAUUGCCUAGCAACAGGAGCCCUGCUGAAAGCCCCACUUGUCUUCCUCUGGUAAACAUGGCAGCAGCGACCCACACACACACACACACAGCGAGCAGUGCGUAGGGAAGCUUAGCUUAGCCUCACCCGAGCUCUCAACAUGGAGGAGCAGGACGCAGCGGCCGACCCCUACUUGCCCUACGACGGGGGAGGGGACACCAUCCCCCUGCAGGAGAUCCCGAGAAAAGGGUCUAACUACGCCAUGUCUAACGGGGGCGGACCCGCCAGCAGCUCCACUCACCUGCUGGACUUCCUCGAGGAGCCCAUCCCCGGUGUGGGGACCUACGAUGACUUCCACACCAUCGACUGGGUGCGAGAGAAGUGCAAGGACCGUGAGAGACACCGGAAGAUCAACAGUAGGAAAAAGGACUCAGCAUGGGAGUUCACAAAGAGCCUGUACGAUGCCUGGUCCGGGUGGCUGGUGGUGACGCUCACCGGCCUGGCCUCAGGUGCUUUGGCUGGCCUUAUUGAUAUUGCUGCUGAUUGGUUGAACGACCUGAAGGAGGGCGUGUGUCUGAGCGCCAUGUGGUUCAACCACGAGCAGUGCUGCUGGACGUCCAAUGAGACCACCUUCGCUGAGCGGGACAAGUGCCCCCAGUGGAAGAGCUGGGCUGAGCUAAUACUGGGGCAGGCCGAGGGCCCCGGCUCGUACAUCAUGAACUACUUCAUGUACAUCUACUGGGCUCUGUCCUUCGCCUUCCUGGCCGUGUGUCUGGUGAAGGUGUUCGCGCCGUACGCCUGCGGCUCUGGGAUCCCUGAGAUUAAAACCAUCCUCAGCGGGUUUAUCAUCCGGGGCUACCUGGGCAAGUGGACCCUGAUGAUCAAGACCAUUACUCUGGUGCUGGCUGUGGCGUCCGGCCUCAGCCUGGGGAAAGAGGGGCCCUUGGUGCACGUGGCCUGCUGCUGUGGGAACAUCUUCUCCUACCUCUUCCCCAAGUACAGCAAGAACGAGGCCAAGAAACGAGAGGUUCUCUCUGCGGCGUCGGCGGCCGGUGUGUCUGUGGCUUUUGGAGCCCCGAUAGGAGGAGUUCUCUUCAGCUUAGAGGAGGUGAGCUACUACUUCCCUCUCAAGACGCUGUGGCGCUCCUUCUUCGCCGCCCUGGUGGCGGCCUUCGUCCUGCGCUCCAUCAACCCCUUUGGAAACAGCCGUCUGGUGCUGUUCUAUGUAGAGUACCACACGCCGUGGUACCUGUUUGAGCUCAUCCCCUUCAUCCUCCUGGGCGUGUUCGGAGGUCUCUGGGGAGCCUUCUUCAUCAGAGCCAACAUCGGCUGGUGCCGGCGGCGCAAGUCAACACGCUUCGGAAAGUACCCGGUGUUGGAGGUGAUCCUUGUGGUCGUCAUCACAGCUGUGGUUGCUUUCCCGAACCCGUACACGCGCCAGAACACCAGCGAGCUGAUAAAGGAGUUGUUCACCGACUGCGGCCCCCUGGAGUCCUCGCAGCUCUGUCAGUACCGCAGCCAGAUGAACGGCAGCAAAGCCUUCACUGACAACCCCAACCGGCCGGCAGGGCCCGGCGUCUACGCCGCCAUGUGGCAGCUCUGCCUGGCGCUCAUCUUUAAAAUCAUCAUGACCAUAUUCACAUUUGGACUCAAGGUUCCGUCGGGCCUGUUCAUCCCCAGCAUGGCCAUCGGGGCGAUAGCAGGGAGAAUCGUUGGCAUUGCCGUGGAGCAGCUGGCGUAUUACCACCACGACUGGUUCCUGUUCAAAGAGUGGUGCGAGGUGGGGGCUGACUGCAUCACUCCGGGGCUGUACGCUAUGGUGGGGGCUGCAGCAUGUCUGGGCGGUGUGACUCGAAUGACCGUCUCCCUGGUGGUCAUCGUCUUUGAGCUGACGGGCGGGCUGGAGUACAUCGUCCCGCUCAUGGCUGCCGUCAUGACCAGCAAGUGGGUGGGUGACGCGUUCGGCCGCGAGGGAAUCUACGAGGCCCACAUCCGUCUGAACGGAUACCCCUUCCUGGACGCCAAGGAGGAAUUCACUCACACCACGCUGGCCAGGGAGGUGAUGAGGCCACGACGCAGCGACCCGCCGUUAGCGGUGCUGACGCAGGACGACCUGACUGUGGAGGAGCUGCAAGGCAUCAUCAACGAAACCAGUUAUAAUGGUUUCCCUGUGAUAGUGUCCAAGGAGUCCCAGAGGCUGGUGGGCUUCGCUCUGCGUAGGGACAUCACCAUCGCGAUAGAAAACGCCCGUCGUAAGCAGGAGGGCAUCGUGCUGAACUCCCGGGUGUACUUCACUCAGCACGCACCCACCCUGCCGGCCGACAGCCCGCGGCCCCUCAAGCUGCGCUCCAUCCUGGACAUGAGCCCCUUCACCGUCACCGACCACACCCCCAUGGAGAUCGUGGUGGACAUCUUCAGAAAGCUGGGCCUGCGCCAGUGCCUGGUCACUCACAACGGGAUUGUGUUGGGCAUCAUCACAAAGAAGAAUAUAAUAGAGCAUCUGGAGGAGCUCAAGCAGCACGUGGAGCCCCUGGCGGCUGCUUGGUAUCGUCACAAAAAAAGAUAUCCUUCGUCACAUGGCGCAAAUGGCAAACCAAGAUCCCGAGUCCAUUAUGUUCAACUGAUCUGCUCCUUCCAGGACGGGGACGACAGCAAGAAGGAGGAGGAGGAGGAGGAGGUGCGUCUCCUGGACGACUCCAGUCUCUGACAUUAGAUCUUUUUGUUUUAAACCCUGAACCUCGCUGACGGACUGAGACUUUUACUGAGCGGCCACUAGAGGGAAAAGACUUAUCGUUGUGGCUGCUGAGGACACGAGGAGGUCACGGGUUGAAGGCGCACACACACACACACACGAGGAAUGCACUUUUUACACACUUACACAGAUACAUUGAACAUGCAUGCUCUCUCUCUCUCUCUCCACACACACACCUGUAAAGUGGACAGCUUCACUCGUCACGUGCCUCACCCCUGUCUUGUCUCAGUGGUGGGCGUCGCCUGGCAAGGGGGUCAAAGGUCAGAAUGAACCGCCGAUCGGAGGACGCGAUGAGCGACCUUGAAAACCUCCCAGGCUUCAAAAACUGUCCUCACCCCCCCCCACCCGUCCUCCAGAAGAUGUUUACCUGUGAAUUCAAUGUGUGUGUUAGAAUGUGUGCGUUUGUGUCCACUACAUUCCAGCCAGGUUACCGUGGUAACCGCGAGGACGUUGGGUCUAGUUGAGACGGCUUUAACGAGCGUGGGACGAAGAGUCUUUCAACAACUACAAUGUUCCCAUUCAGAGGGAAGAGAGUGUGCGUGUGUCGUCAUUCAAAGUGAACGUGUCCGGCUUCCAUUUUGAAAUCUGUUACAGGAAGAAAAAAAAUCAAAGAUCCUUUUUUCAUCUCAAACUAUUUACUCUCGCUGCGACUUUUAAACCUUUGAUCUUCUGCUGUGAUCCAUUCACGGCUUCAAAACAAAACAGAACUGGACACGUGCACCGUUGUUAGUGGAUCAGGUGAAAGAUGGAGACAUGGGGACAUCUUCUUGUCUUUUAUUUUGCUAGCCUCUGAAAAUAUAACGUUAUUUCCUAAAGAUGUGAGCAAACGGGAAAUGUUGGUCUUAUCAUCUCGUCAAAAUAAAAGCCCAGACAGACGCUGUGUUAUACUCCGUGUUUUACGCCUUUUCCACCACAUUCACUUAAAUACUAUUUGUUACCGCUUCAGUCAGAGUCAGUGGAACUUCAGGCGUCAGACACGAUGUAGAUGGAAAACAGUUGAUUAACAAAACUAGAAAAUUGUGCUUAAAAUUUAAUACAGAACAUUGGAUACAUUUUCUAACAAAACCAUGUCAUUAAAUUUAGGUUUAGGUUAAUAAAGGCUAACAUCCAAUUAAAGAGACGACAUAUUAAACCAACCGACAACAAAUCUAAUUCUAAAUUUCUUGAAUGCUCAAACAACAGACAAAGAUCAAAGCUCUCCCUCAGAAACAUGCUCGCUCGUGACCUUCGAGCCGUCGGGGGGGGGGUUACAGAUGAGUAUUCUCAACAAGGAGCAAUUAUCUAUAUGUUGAUGAUAAUUCAUAAAACUCUUCCGCAAGUUGAAACAUUACUUUAUCUGGAUUCAAAGUGCUACUGUUUCUAUGGUUCGUCUUUAUUCUCAAAAUGCAAGAUCUUAUUUAUUUGUAAAUUUCAAAUGUAUUCUCCGUGUGCAGACUUGAAAAAUCACCUUUGAUUAGUUUACUCUCAAAAUGGAAAACAUACUUUUCCUUUAGUAAUUUUUUUUGUCCGACCUCACUACUCUUCUGUAUAGUAACGAACCUUCAAGCUCAAAAUUACUCAAUGAUUAUUUAAAAAAGAAAUUCCUGUCAUAUCCCGUCAAUCGUUUCGGGACCAUGAAGAUCAAAGUCAAAUGUGGCUGCACCUGCUCGCUGCCUUUGAUCUCGCUCAGUCUCGUGACUUCAUUUAAAGGUUUCCAGGCUCUUCACACUUGUCUUUAUUCUGAAAAGCUGAACAAACACCUGCUGCUCCCACUAAUUGUCCCCAGAGCAUGUUGUGACCCUUCAAAAUAAAAGCGAUGAAGAGGGGAUGGCACUAACUGUGGAUUCAUCCCGAGUCUCCGUGAACCAGUGGUGUUGCCUAACAUUGUAUUUCAUACUGAUCUCAAUGCUUUUUCCUUUCUUUAAUUUAUGGCUAGUGUCGAUAGAGUUGUGCAUUAUUAUCAAGAAUUUUAUGUAUGAUUACAUUGAUUGUUUGAUUGUACAUUUAAAAGAAAAUAUGUAAAGAUUAAAUUUUGUUUUAAAUUAAAAGGUGAAAAAAGA